AUGGCGGCCUACAGGAAGGCCUAUGCAGCUGUAAGAAAUGGCAAUCCUCAGCAACAGUGCCCACUUUUAUUCUCAUUGCCUAUGGAUCCUUACUCUGCAUAUCUCUUACUCGAGGAAGAUGAGCAUGAUAUGAAUGGCUCCAACUGUUGGGGGUUCCGCAAAGCUUACCUGCGAAAAUUGCCAUUUCCCCAAGACAAAUGCUUAACAAUCCAGAACACUAAACGUAAGAGGAAAAAUUCUCCAACAGAAUCUUAUAGCGUGUAUUUUAUUCCUGUUUUGGGCCAACCCAUCUCCUCCAAUUGCUACUAUGUCGUGCGAGCUGAGGGCAAACACAAGGGAAGACUAGUGGAAACAUGCUCUACUGACGAAGACAUGGUGACCUUUUGCUGCUGUAGAUCUGUGAAGGACUUUCAUCCUAGACCUUUGCAACCCGCCGAGUCAUAUCAACAUAUGAAGAUAAUCUCCGGUAGGAAGUCUAGAUUUAAAGCAAAGAGUAUAGUUUCUGAUGGUUUCCCUCCUCUGUUCUUGCGUAGGAAGCAUCGGAUUAUGGUAGCCAAAGACAUGUGUGGUAAUCAUCGCAGACUUGCUCAUGUUGGAGGGGAAAAUCCUGAGCUGAGAGCACAACUUCCCCCUUUUGAUUUCCCUUUGUUACAGAGAAGGCCCCCAGUUGUUAUAGUUGGGGAGUGGUACUGCCCCUUUAUCUUUAUCAAUGAAUUGGGUACCAGAUUGAAGGAUCCUCAGAUUCAGGUCAUGGAGUGUCCCUUCUACAAGAUGGAUCUAGAAAAGUUCUGGGAAGAGAUAUAUUCUACUGGAGGCGAGAUAUAUUCUACUGGAGGCGUGACAGAAAAAUAUGUUGAUGUGGAGAAAAGCUUAAUGGUUGAAGAAGUGUUACUGUUUGGAGAAGAGGAAACUGAGGAGAUUAGAGAUACUGAUGGGAGUGUUUUGUUUAGAGGUGUGGGGAAGCAAUCAAGAAGGGGUGUUGGUGUGAAGCUUAGCUGGCCCAUCAUUGCCAAAAUGAGGGCGGAUCAAGAAAGAUAUGGAUUAGAAGGAGUAAGAGAUGUGAGGGUGAAGAAAUCCUUUAGUAGCAAUGGGAUGGCAAGAAAAUUUUCUUGUUAUGUUGUAGUGGAAAGAUAUGUAUUGAAAAGAAUGGACGGGAGCGUUGCUCUUACUUAUUCUUUCAGAAAUUCGAACCAAAUCCAGGGGAAGUGGGAAGUAUGA
Molecule: messenger RNA, 1218 nt
Organism: Cryptomeria japonica (Japanese cedar)
Lineage: Eukaryota; Viridiplantae; Streptophyta; Pinopsida; Cupressales; Cupressaceae
Exons: 2
Coding region: 1-1218 (405 amino acids)
Source: RefSeq, a predicted model, not a curated record